Molecule: messenger RNA, 1320 nt
Organism: Williopsis jadinii
Lineage: Eukaryota; Fungi; Ascomycota; Saccharomycetes; Phaffomycetales; Wickerhamomycetaceae
Gene: MNN11
Product: alpha-1,6-mannosyltransferase
Exons: 1
Coding region: 66-1280 (404 amino acids)
Biological process (GO): protein N-linked glycosylation
Cellular component (GO): Golgi membrane; mannan polymerase complex
Molecular function (GO): alpha-1,6-mannosyltransferase activity
Source: RefSeq, a predicted model, not a curated record
CUCUGUUGUGCUGGGCGGUAUUGGUUCACAUAGGGAACACGGACAGGGAAACAGCACUGUGAAGUAUGCAACUGGCCUACAACAACAAGUUCAAGCCGCAGAACAACUCGUUUGUUGUUAAGCUGAAGAGGAACGCGACGAAGCUGUCGGCGAUAGUUGUGUUUCUCGUUGUUGUUGUUGUUCUUAUAGUGAACACUUCGUUCUCCAAGGCCAGAACAGCGGGUGCCACCGAUGUGUCCACCAAGCUCCAUAGUUACUAUGCAAACGACAUCCCGGUGAAGAACGCGCUGAUCUUUCCCUCGAUCGAGCAUGCUCCUCUGCUUAGGGAGAUGGGGGUUGAUGCCCUGUUCAACACGAAGGUUGAUGCGCAAGGCAAGAAGCUUUACCUCAUGACCGAGGCUGCGACUGAGGAUUCAGAGGCCAGCUUGAACCGUAAGUUCGAGUCAGAUGACUCUACAUCACAGCUGCUGCACGUGAAGAAGUCGUUUUUGGAACACGGCAAACUCAAAUACACGGGAUCAUCGUCUCCAGACGUUGUUGUCGUCACUCUCGUUGAUUUCGAAAAGUAUGAACAGACCCAGCUCAUAAAGAUUGUUCAAAACAGGGUCAACUAUGCUCAGAAGCAUAACUAUGGUAUCUAUGUGCGUUGGACGCAGGAGUUCCUACCAAUGCUCUCAGUGCACAAUGCUAAGUACGACUGGGCAAAGCUUUACGCGUUGAGAGCAGCAAUGUAUGCGUUCCCUAACGCAAAGUACUUUUGGUACUUGAACGAAGAGGCGAUGAUCAUGCGUUACGACAUUGAUAUGGUGAAGUACCUCCUUAAUCCAAAGGUUUUGGACCCAAUCAUGCUAAGAAAUCAACCUAUAGUCCCACCAAAUGGAGUCAUCCGUACCUUUAAGAAUACCGACUCAGCAGACGUUGACCUUGUCGUAACACAAGCCGGUCAGGAUAUUAACACCGACUCGUUCAUCUUAAAGAACACAUUCUUAUCAAAAGCAUUGGUUGAGUUUUGGAACGAUGAGACCUUUAAGUCUUAUCACAACUUCCCAAGACUUGCCGAGUCUGCAUUGACACACAUUCUCCAGUGGCAUCCAAAGUUCUUAGCACAUACUGCAAUUGUGCCACCAAGAACUAUUGCUGGUUUGGACUCCGAUAUAGCAGUCAACGAUGAUAUACAUUACUCAAAGGGUGACUUUGUCGUCGUGUUCAGGGACUGUGAGGCUAAACAGUCAUGUUCCAAGGAAAUCGACCAGUACUGGAGUAUAGCAGAGUCAAAGUAAACAUUCGAUGAGCCUUUCUUUAAUAGACAUAGAAAACUAC